Molecule: messenger RNA, 4019 nt
Organism: Onychomys torridus (southern grasshopper mouse)
Lineage: Eukaryota; Metazoa; Chordata; Mammalia; Rodentia; Cricetidae
Gene: Klhdc7a
Product: kelch domain containing 7A
Exons: 1
Coding region: 149-2458 (769 amino acids)
Molecular function (GO): protein binding
Source: RefSeq, a predicted model, not a curated record
CAGCCAACUCAAAGUCACCUCUGCUCCAGCAACUCAGCUGGCCAGAACCAGCUAGGGACUCCCUCCCACUCCGCAGCAGGAUCCAGGAACUUGCCCCUAUUGGGCAAUCAUUAAUCGGAUUCUUGGCAUUCCUCUGCCCCUGGUCAGCAUGCUUCCCACCAGAGCCGGAGCAGAAACUCAGGACUGGCAUUUGGACAUGCAGCUGACCAGCAAGCUGGUGCUGUCCGCAGCUGCGCUGCUCCUGGUAACGGCGGCUUACAAACUCUACAAGUCCAGGCCUGCCCCCGCCGGGCAAGCAGGGAGAAAUAAUAAGAGCCACAAAGCACAAGAUGAAGCAGAGGGCUUGGGGCAAGCUGCCUUCCAGGGGGCUCCUCCUGGGACCCCACCAAGGGGGCCAAGACGCAGGAAGGCCAGCAAGGGAGCUGGGGCCCCACUGGACUGCAACUUGGAAGACCCAGGAGACUCCUGCCAACUGGUCGCCUCCAGAUCUGGGGAGUCCACAAGAAAAGGCUCUGAUGAGAAUCAGAGAGGGCAGCACCCAGAUUCUCAGCAGGUGCCUCCACCCUGCAGUGGCCAGGAAGCCGGAACAGCUGUUAGAGGUAAGCCCAACCCUCCCCACCUCCCUCAUCUGGGUUGUGAACCUACAAGCUCCCCAGCCAGACUUCUCCCAGAAGUGGGCGGCAGCUGUGUGGGUAACAAGCUUUCUCCAUGGCCAGACGGCAGACCCCCAGAGCAAACAGGGUCUAGAGACCCAAGAGCCCCCAACUGUUGCACUGAUCCCACAGUGGUCAGCAGUGACAUGAACCAGAGGUGGGUCUUCACCCAUGUGACAGGGGUCAGCAGGGGAGAGGCUGGGACCCUCCAGGCUGCUGCAGACAUGGGCCUGGCAACACAGCAACAGGAAGGAGCCACCAAUGCCUCCUACACCUUCUCAUCUGUGGCCCGGAUCCGGAUGGAGGAGAAUGUUAUACAGAAGGCCAAGGGACCAGGGCCUGAGCUAAAGGGCAGAGUAUAUGACUACUUUGUGGAGUCCACAUCGAAGGCUGUCUCCAGGCCGCUGGUCCCCUGCACAGCAGCUCUGGCUAAUGCUCCAUCCCCUGGGCCUAAGCCAGAGCCCCUGGUCACAGGAGCUGACUCCAGAGGCCAAGCUGAUAAUAAAGAGGAUGCAGCAGAGGUAGUGCCAGCCCCCUCUACAUCAGGCUUCAGCAGAAAGGUGAGUCUCUUGCAGAUCGCUGAGAAUCCAGAGCUCCAACUGCAGCCGGAAGGCUUCAGGACACCCCCUCCUGCCUACUUGGACCAGGAAGCCCAGAUCAAUUCAGCCUGCAGCCACGGGGAGCCCCAUGUACAGCUUGUAGCUGGGACCAAUUUCUUCCACAUCCAGCUCACCCCUGCUUCAGCUCAGGAUGUCCGCCUGGACCUGGGCAAUUGCUAUGAGGUGCUGACCUUGGCCAAGAGGCAGGGCCUUGAGGCCCUGAAGGAAGCAGCCUACAAGGUAAUGAGUGAUAACUACCUCCAGGUCCUCCGCAGCACAGACAUCUAUGGGGGCCUGAGUGGGGCAGAGCGGGAGCUGAUCCUCCAGCGACGGUUCCGUGGCCACAAGUGCCUGGUGGUGGCCGACGUGUGUCCCCAGGAAGACAGUGGCCGCCUCUGUUGCUAUGACAAUGUGCAGGAUGCCUGGCACCCGCUGGCCCAGCUGCCCAUGGAGGCCAUGUCCCGGGGCUGUUCUGUCUGUACUCUUUUCAAUUAUCUGUUUGUGGUGUCUGGCUGCCAAGGACCUGGGGGCCAACCCUCCAACCGGGUCUUCUGCUACAACCCCCUGACUGAAAUCUGGAGUGAGGUGUGCCCACUGAACCAGGCCCGGCCUCACUGCCGGCUGGUGGCCCUGGAGGGGCACCUCUAUGCCAUUGGAGGUGAGUGUCUGAACACAGUGGAGCGUUAUGACCCUCGAGCGGACCGCUGGACCUUUGCUCCACCACUCCCCAAUGACACAUUUGCCCUGGCACACACAGCCACAGUGUGCGCCAAUGAGAUCUUUGUCACUGGGGGCAGCCUGCGCUACUUGCUGCUCCGAUUCUCAACCCAGGAGCAGCGUUGGUGGGCCGGCCCCACGGGGGGCAGCAAGGACCGCACAGCUGAGAUGGUGGCUGUCAAUGGCUUUCUCUACCGUUUUGACCUCAACCGCAGCCUGGGCAUCAGCGUGUACCGCUGCAGUGCCAGCACCCGCCUCUGGUAUGAGUGCGCCACCUACCGCUUGCCUUACCCCGAUGCCUUCCAGUGCGCCGUGGUGGAUGAUCAUAUCUACUGUGUGGGACGCAGGCACAUGCUCUGCUUCCUGGCCGACCACAUCUCGCCCAGGUUUGCGCCUAAGGAGCUACACGGUUUCCCUGCUGCGCGGGGCACCCUUCUGCCUGCCGUCCUGACCCUGCCUGUCCCUGAUGUGCCCCAGACCCCUGUCUAGCAGCCCCUCUGCUGGGCUCCAUAGGGAUGCAGCAAAAUUCUCUGCUCAUCACUCUGGGUAAGAGGUGGGCAGGAACUUGGCCGUGGGGUGGAAAGUUAUCUCUUCUCCACCAUAGGCUACAGGGCCUUGGAGGAUUCUUUAACCCCCACAGUCCACAGACCUGCUACAACAGUGAAGCCAGGGCCCAGCAUUCCAGGACAGCGGGUGCCAGCACUGUCCUGCAACUCAGAACUCCUGGCAGGGGCUAUUUCAGGACCCCACUGAAACUCAGGGCCAUAGUCUCAUCCCAAUCACAGGUGGCAGGGGACCCCCAGGGGGCCCCUCAAGCUGCUUAGCUUUCUGUAAUCCAGCACAGACCACCUUCCUAAGCACUGGGGCCCACCUUUGAAGCUUCUAGAACAACUGAAGGAGGAGGUUUGGGCAGAAGCAGGAAGGAGCUCACGAUACCCCCGAGAUUCAGCCAGAAGAACCGGCAUGGCUAAAGCUGAAGGCACCCACAGGGACGCCUGUUUGCAGAACAUAUUGACCAAGGACCACUUUACUUUUUUUUUUUGGUUACCUCAAGUUCCGUGUGCUGGAAAGAAGAGAAACAUCCAUCUCAGCAGGAGUUCUGUUUGAAUAUUAGUCAUUGCACAACUGAGGUCUUGGGAGACAAGGUACAGAUGUGGUUCCAGACUCCCUUUCUCCAGACCACAGCCAUGCUAGACUACCACCUGACCACAGCACUCUCCCCAGAGUUCAGAAUCCUCUCUGCCCGCUGGCCAGGACAGCGACCGCUACAGCUCAUCAGCAUGGCCUUCUCUGUGUCUGGUAGCCAUCUUGUCUGCUUUGUCAGAUGGGAAGGAAUGGGGAGAAGAAGCAGGUCUGGGAUGGAGCUAAGAAGAUGGAAGGUCCUAGUGGAACAUCCAGGAGGAACAUCUUUUACAUCCGAGGAGACUCAGUUCUAGGUAGAAAGACAGAGAGCCUGAUCCAACCUUUCACUCCACCGUGCCCUUGUUCCAUUCUAAGGAAACAAAGUCGUCGGGAGGAAAGCAAUGAUGUUCUUGGAACUAGCCAGGAAGCACGAGGUGUGAGUCACAGUUGGGGCGGUCCUGACAAUUGGGAGACUAACACUUGGACCCUGUGUUCCUUUGAAGUCCCCCACAGAUCCCUCUGAUGGCCAAGCAGACCCACGGGGGGUCACACAGCUGCUGGAAGUGAGGCUGGGGGACUUUUUGGAAGAUGCAGGAUUAGAAUGCAGAGCAAGGAGGAGGUUGGCAUGGAGAUGAGAAAAGAGCUUUUGUUGGACCACGCAAGGCGACUACCCUGGCCAAGGGCCUGGGAGGAGGAAGUAGCUAAGUGAUUCUUGAAUUGAAAGCUAAGUAAGAAAGGCUGUCUGGGCCACACUGGGUUGCCAGGGAAGGGAUCCUGCCCUCUGCCAAGGUCAUGUUGAUACUUAGGCAUCAAUCUCUGAGGAACAUUGGGAUGGCUUUAGUAAAAAGAGUGAAAGAUGUUGUGGACAUUUGUACACAGUGUGAAAAUGUAUUGCUGUGAUUGGUGUCAUAAAAAGCUAAUAGCUAGG